AUGACGGUGACGGUGCGCCACGUGCUGUUUGUGCUUUCCCUCGCCCUGUGCUGCGCCUGCGGGUGCGUGGCGGCGGUGCAGCAGAAUGAGGUGCCUGGCAUCAGAGCCCAACUGCCCUCGCCGCUGCAGCCUCAGUUACUGAGUGACAUUGAUGUGCCUGCAGAAUAUACCGCCGAGAAAAUAAGAAGUGAAGCUGACGAGGGAAUGAAAGUGAUCCAAGAGGCUUUGAAGAGGGCACAGCAGGCCUCAGCUGAGGCUACGCGGCUGUAUAAAAAAGCGAGUGGCCGUAUUAAUGCCGCAGAGACUAAGAGUUCUGGCGGUAGUGGAGGAACAGCUGAUUCGCUUGAGGCACGCAGGGCGCGAGAUGUGCUCUACCCUGCCCACUCUGCGAAGAGAGCCGUCGAUCGUGAAUUCGGAUCGUUGCAGGAAAUCAAUACAGUUUCGAAGUUGGCGCACGACAAGGUAUUAGCCGACCUGAACAAAGGGGAGGCGAAACGUGAGGAGGCGUUUAUCCAAAUGGAGACAAUCCAGUCUUCCGAGUGGACCGCUAUUAAAAAAGCUAACAUUGUUCUGCACAAUGCUGGGAUCGUUGUGGAUGUAUCGUUGAGUGCACUUAAGGAGCUGAGCAUUACUGAAGUCGCCAAGCCACUCCCUGAUGUGAUGGUGCCGCGCGUUAUAAAGAUGCAACCCGACGUGCCUGGCUCUGCUGAUAUGGCGGGACGGGACGGCGCUGGGUUUCACAUGUGGGUUUGCGCAUCCCUGUUUCUUGUGGUUGCGGCAUACGCUGCCGUGUGA
Trypanosoma grayi is the source of this 795-nucleotide messenger RNA. RefSeq lists its product as hypothetical. The record is from RefSeq and is a predicted model, not a curated record. The transcript has a single exon. NCBI's taxonomy places the organism in Eukaryota, Euglenozoa, Kinetoplastea, Trypanosomatida, Trypanosomatidae. Bases 1 to 795 code for a protein of 264 amino acids.